This is a messenger RNA of Strongyloides ratti, 486 nucleotides long. RefSeq lists its product as hypothetical. The coding region runs from base 1 to 486 and encodes 161 amino acids. NCBI's taxonomy places the organism in Eukaryota, Metazoa, Nematoda, Chromadorea, Rhabditida, Strongyloididae. The record is from RefSeq and is a predicted model, not a curated record. The transcript has a single exon.
AUGAAUACUUUUAAUACUAUUUCAUAUUAUAAUUACCGGAACAAAUUUUCAUUUGAUACAUUGUCUACUUGUGAUUCAUUAUGUCCUAGUAUAUGUUCUUCAUGUCCAGAGGUAAAAAAAUUCAAAUAUAAAAUACCAGAAGAGAAAGACUAUACAAUAAAACAAUCAAAAUAUAACUAUUCAAAUGGCUCAACUAUCAAAAUGUUUAACCAAAACAAUCAAAAACAAUUUAAAUAUGAAAAUAAAAAUGAUAAUAAAACUUUUUUUGGAAAAACAUGUUACAGUGAUUCAUAUAAAAAUCCUGGAAAAUUUGUACAAACAAUAUUAAUAAAUAAAAAUUGUAAAACUGAAAUAAUAAAUAAUAAGAAAAUCACAAAUAAUUGGGAUAUUGGUGAUAAAGAACUUUCAAGAACUGUAUAUCUUAAACCUAAAAAUAAGGCAUUAUUUCUUAAUACAAAAAGUAAUAUGGAUAAGAAAUUUUAUUAA